Messenger RNA from Ricinus communis (castor bean), 1086 nucleotides. RefSeq lists its product as uncharacterized. The coding region runs from base 152 to 793 and encodes 213 amino acids. NCBI's taxonomy places the organism in Eukaryota, Viridiplantae, Streptophyta, Magnoliopsida, Malpighiales, Euphorbiaceae. The record is from RefSeq and is a predicted model, not a curated record. Gene Ontology annotation, cellular component: nucleus; cytosol. Gene Ontology annotation, molecular function: protein-folding chaperone binding; Hsp90 protein binding. Gene Ontology annotation, biological process: chaperone-mediated protein complex assembly; protein folding. The transcript is spliced from 6 exons.
UGAUGCUACUCACGCUUUUAUUAUUUCUUUAUUGUGCCUAUAAAAACCCCUUAUACAACACUGCCCUUUUACUUCUCUCUGCGUCCUCUGCUUUCUAGGGUUUUAAACAUUUUACUUUCCUUUUCAAGGCAAAUUGAAAAAGGGAAAAAAAAUGAGUCGUCAUCCUGAAGUGAAGUGGGCCCAGAGGUUGGACAAAGUUUAUAUUACAGUGCAAUUGCCAGAUGCCAAAAAUGCAAAGGUCAAUCUUGAGCCAGAGGGCGUCUUUACAUUUUCUGCUAGUGCUGGAGCAGAUAACAAGAGUUAUGAAGUUAAGUUGGAGCUCCAUGAUAAGGUCAAUGUAGAGGAAAGCAAAAUUAAUAUUGGGGUCAGGAGCAUAUUCUGCAUCUUGGAGAAGGCAGAGAAAGGAUGGUGGAAGAAACUGUUGCGUGGAGAUGGCAAGCCACCACACUAUGUCAAAGUAGAUUGGGAUAAAUGGGUAGACGAAGAUGAAGAUGAAGGUCCUGGCGCUGGCUUGGACUUGGGAGGGAUGGAUUUUUCAAACUUUAAUAUGGGAGACAUGGGAGGAAUGGGAGGCAUGGGAGGGAUGGGAGGUAUGGACAUGGGAGGCAUGGGAGGCAUGGGAGGGAUGGGAGGGAUGGGAGGUAUGGACAUGGGAGGCAUGGGUGAAUUUGAUGACAGUGAUGAUGAAGAUCAAGAAGUGUCAAAGCCUGACAGUGCAGAAGGAGCACCUGCGAAGGCAGGUGAACAUGGCAGUGAUCUAGAAGAGAAAAAAGAAGCUGCACCAAGCACAUGAUUGUGUUAGCUGAAGUUGUUAUUUUACUGAAUGAUAGUUGUGCUUAAAAUUUUCGGUAUUGAUGACAAUAUAAUGAGUAUCCUUUUGGCUUAGCUGAGCGCCUAAAUCUUUCGGGAUGGCAAAACCUUAGUUUCUGUCUUAUGGAUAGCUGAAAAUCAUCUUUAACUUGGGUUAGAAUGUUGUACUUUUAGCUAGCUAUGCUCCAUGGAUGAUUAUUUGAACUAGAUACUGUUAUUGUUCAUUGUUUUUCUGCCAGCUAUAUGUUAUGAGCAAGUCUUUUACUUAUUUGCUUA